UAAUGCUCCCUUAACGCUACAGCCAAGCACAAGAAUUCGUCCAAAGUAAUUCAUAUCGAUCAGUUGGUUUUGUGGUUUGAAAUCCUGAUUUUUGCAGCCAUGGGAGUGGCGAUAUCUCGGUUUGUGAGGAUGCUGUUUGCAAAGAAGGAAAUGAGGAUUUUAAUGGUGGGUCUUGAUGCUGCUGGAAAAACAACUAUUCUGUAUAAGUUGAAGCUUGGAGAGAUUGUCACCACCAUACCCACCAUAGGUUUUAAUGUGGAAACGGUUGAGUACAAGAAUGUUAGCUUUACAGUGUGGGAUGUUGGAGGCCAAGACAAGAUUAGACCUCUAUGGAGGCACUAUUUUCAGAACACACAAGGUCUUAUCUUUGUGGUGGACAGCAAUGACAAAGAAAGGAUAUCAGAAGCUAGGGAUGAGCUUCAUAGGAUGCUCAGUGAGCAUGAACUGGUUGAUGCAACUGUGCUCGUGUUUGCUAACAAGCAAGACCUUCCAAAUGCUAUGACUGUUGCCGAAAUCACUGAUAAACUCGGUCUUCACUCGCUCCGACAUCGUCGCUGGUACAUCCAGGCUACUUGUGCCACUUCAGGCCAAGGACUGUAUGAAGGUCUUGACUGGCUGUCUAGCAAUAUCUCAAACAAGGCCCAAUCUCAGUUGUUUUGAUAAACAUCUUGGGGGAAAGCUCUUUAAGUGAAGCCAGAAGGAAACCUAAAUAUGUAACUGAUACCUGUGCACUCUGAUCUGCAGUGUUUGAGCUCUCAUGUUUUUGUGUAAAGUUUUGGUUUGAGAUCCAAGAAAAAUAUGUACAAAAGCACAAAUAAAUGUGGUUCGUAUGCGUAAAUCUUGUUGUAACGUUAAAAUCCAUUGCCAUUGAUCAGAGAGUUUUCUGUGAUCUUCAUUAUCUUGGGAGGAUUCCUUGUCCACCCUUUUGUACUCUUCCACUGUUAAGGGUUUUGUUGUUGUUUCUUAUCCCCGAGGUUGGUGCCCCAUGUAUUCUUGGAA
This is a messenger RNA of Benincasa hispida (wax gourd), 999 nucleotides long. Its product is annotated as ADP-ribosylation factor 2-like. NCBI's taxonomy places the organism in Eukaryota, Viridiplantae, Streptophyta, Magnoliopsida, Cucurbitales, Cucurbitaceae. The record is from RefSeq and is a predicted model, not a curated record. Gene Ontology annotation, molecular function: GTPase activity; GTP binding.